Staurois parvus is the source of this 2044-nucleotide messenger RNA. The record is from the annotation of a GenBank genome assembly. NCBI's taxonomy places the organism in Eukaryota, Metazoa, Chordata, Amphibia, Anura, Ranidae.
AUGGGUGAUUCCUGUGCUAACCAAGACACGUGCCAUGCAGAGGAGGGGACAGGCUCUGCUGAGGAAACCAUGUUUAGUAUGGCAGAUCUUUUUCUUUUCUCACUUAUUGUUGGCUUGUUGACCUACUGGUUCUUCUUCCGCAAGAAGAAAGAGGAGACUGUUGAAUUCACCAAAAUUCAACCUACAGUGACAACCUCUUCCAGGGAGAGCAGCUUUGUGGAAAAGAUGAAGAAGACGGGAAAAAAUAUAGUUGUGUUUUAUGGGUCUCAAACAGGAACAGGAGAAGAAUUUGCCAAUCGACUUGCAAAAGAUGCCCAUCGUUAUGGCAUGCGUGGUAUGGCGGCUGACCCUGAAGAAUUUGAAAUGGCUGAUCUGAGCCGUCUUACCGAAAUCGAAAACUCCCUUGCCGUAUUCUGCAUGGCUACAUAUGGUGAAGGGGACCCUACAGACAAUGCUCAGGAUUUUUAUGACUGGUUACAAGAAGCAGAUGUGGAUCUUUCUGGUCUUAAGUUUGCGGUGUUUGGUUUGGGUAACAAGACAUAUGAGCACUUUAAUGCUAUGGGAAAAUAUGUGGACAAACGAUUAGAGGAGUUGGGAGCCGAGAGAAUCUUUGAGCUGGGCAUGGGAGAUGAUGAUGGCAACUUGGAAGAGGAUUUUAUCACCUGGCGUGAGCAGUUUUGGCCUGCAGUAUGUGAACACUUUGGUGUGGAGGCUACAGGUGAAGAGUCGAGCAUUCGUCAGUAUGAGCUGGUGGUGCACACUGAUGAAAAUAUGAACAAAGUCUACACAGGAGAAAUGGGUCGUCUUAAGAGCUAUGAAACACAGAAACCACCAUUUGAUGCUAAAAACCCAUUCCUGGCUGAUGUAACCGUGAACCGUAAGCUUAACCCAGGGUGGAGAACGCCACUUGAUGCACCUUGAGCUGGAAAUAACGGGAUCAAAGAUCAGGUAUGAGUCAGGUGAUCAUGUUGCAGUUUAUCCAGCAAAUGACUCCUCUUUAGUCAACAAGCUGGGAGAGAUUCUGAGCGCAGACCUUGACACUGUCAUAUCUUUGAACAAUCUGGAUGAGGAAUCCAACAAGAAGCAUCCUUUCCCUUGUCCUACUACAUACCGCACAGCGCUCACUUACUAUCUGGAUAUCACCAAUCCUCCCCGUACCAAUGUUCUGUAUGAACUUGCACAGUAUGCCACAGAUCAGAAAGAGCAGGAGAACCUACGGAAAAUGGCUUCUUCUUCAGCGGAAGGCAAAGCUUUGUAUCUCAACUGGGUUUUAGAAGCAAGGAGGAAUAUUUUGGCUAUUCUGGAAGAUAUGCCUUCACUACGACCACCACUUGACCACCUUUGUGAGUUGGUGCCCCGUUUACAGGCUCGUUACUAUUCAAUUGCCUCUUCUUCAAAGGUUCACCCCAACUCCAUACAUAUCUGUUCAGUGCUUGUAGAGUAUGAAACCAAGACUGGACGAACAAACAAAGGAGUGGCCACCAGCUGGCUUAAAAACAAGCAACCAUGUGACAAUGGCCAUAAAUCAACAGUACCCAUGUAUGUCCGCAAGUCACAAUUCAGACUGCCUUUUAAACCCAGUACACCUGUAAUCAUGAUUGGGCCUGGCACUGGCAUUGCUCCAUUUGUAGGAUUCAUACAGGAAAGAGAAUGGUUGAAGCAGCAAGGAAAGGAGGUUGGAGAGACUGUUCUAUACUAUGGCUGCCGACAUGAACAUGAAGACUAUCUGUACAAAGAAGAACUUGCCAGAUUUCACAAAGAUGGUGUUCUUACUCAGCUGAAUGUUGCUUUCUCUCGAGAUCAGAAAGAAAAGAUCUAUGUCCAGCACAUUCUUAAGAAAAAUGAGGAACAUGUAUGGAAGCUGAUAAAUGAAGAGAAUGCUCAUAUCUAUAUAUGUGGUGAUGCCCGUUAUAUGGCGCGUGAUGUACAGAAUACUUUCUAUGACAUUGUAGAGAAAUUUGGUAAGAUGGAUCAUGCUCUGGCGGUAGAUUACAUCAAGAAACUAAUGACCAAGGGCCGCUAUUCUCAAGAUGUUUGGAGUUAA